Bathycoccus prasinos is the source of this 1308-nucleotide messenger RNA. RefSeq lists its product with no specific name. Gene Ontology annotation, cellular component: membrane; Golgi apparatus. NCBI's taxonomy places the organism in Eukaryota, Viridiplantae, Chlorophyta, Mamiellophyceae, Mamiellales, Bathycoccaceae. The transcript has a single exon. Bases 1 to 1308 code for a protein of 435 amino acids. Gene Ontology annotation, molecular function: antiporter activity. Gene Ontology annotation, biological process: transmembrane transport. The record is from RefSeq and is a predicted model, not a curated record.
AUGUUUGCGACGACAACCCACCACCAAACGCACCUUUCGUCCUCCUCUUUGGCUGGAUCGAAGAAUAACCAGCGAUCGUGCCGCUGCGCGCGACCGAGGACGACGACAAAGAUGAUGAUGAUGAUGAUGAUGAAUUCCCCAGAAAGCAAAUCAUCAUCGUCCAAUUCGUUAACCUCUUCCUCCUCUUUGUUCGGGAAUAACAACGAUUUUGCUGCGUCUUCUUUAAGACGCCAGAUUGCGAGAACGACCACGUUAUCGAAAUCGAAAGUGGUGAAAGUAUCCGCCGCCGCGUCGUUUGAGAUUUCCCAAGAGGUGAAGAAGACGGCGUUGUUAGGCGUCCUCUUCGGUGGUUGGUACGCGUUUAACAUCGUUUUCAACAUUUACAACAAGCAAGUGUUGAAAGCGUUCCCGUAUCCGUGGCACUGCACGAUGUUCCAAUUCGUGGGUGGAUGCGUUUUAAUCGCUCUCAUGUGGGGUUUGAACUUAGUGGAAAGACCGAAGAAGGAGGUUUUCUCCACGGAGAAUUUGAAGAUGGUAUUGCCGCUGGCGAUGAUUCAUACGCUCGGAAACUUGUUGACGAACAUCUCGUUGGGUAAAGUUGCGGUGAGUUUUACGCACACAAUCAAAGCGAUGGAACCGUUUUUUAGCGUUUUGUUUUCGUAUUUGUUUUUAGGGGCGACGCCGAGUCCAGCAGUCGUGGCUGCGUUGGUGCCGGUGGUUGGCGGCGUCGCGUUGGCGAGUUUGGCGGAGGCGAGCUUUAAUUGGAUCGGUUUUGGCGCCGCCAUGGGGUCGAACGUCGUCUUUCAGUCCAGAAACGUUUUCUCGAAGAAAGUUAUGGGAGGGAACAAAGGCGUGAAGAUGGAUAACAUCACUUUGUUUUCCGUGAUGACGUUGUUGAGUGCGGUGAUUUCCUUACCGUUGGCGGUGGUUGUCGAAGGCGUGAAAUUCACGCCGGCGGCGUUGGCCACGAGCGGGUUCCCGUUGGCGGACAUGAUCCAAAGAGUAUUUAUUACCGGGGCGACGUUCCACUUGUACCAACAAGUCUCGUAUAUGAUUUUGCAACAAGUGACUCCAGUCACGCACUCGGUCGGUAACUGCGUGAAGAGGGUGGUUGUCAUCGCCUCCUCGGUGUUGUUCUUCCGCAACCCGGUGUCUCCGUUGAACUUGGCCGGCACAGCCAUCGCGUUGGCGGGCGUCUUUGCGUACUCGCAAGUCGCGAAGAAAGGUGGUGGUGGUAAAUCUUCUGGCGGCGCUUACACGGACGAGUUCAGACGGAUCACCGGUUUGGUGAACUUGAAAGACAACUAA